Polyodon spathula (Mississippi paddlefish) is the source of this 454-nucleotide messenger RNA. Its product is annotated as C-X-C motif chemokine 9-like. Bases 21 to 422 code for a protein of 133 amino acids. Lineage: Eukaryota; Metazoa; Chordata; Actinopteri; Acipenseriformes; Polyodontidae. Gene Ontology annotation, cellular component: extracellular region. The transcript has 4 exons. Gene Ontology annotation, molecular function: CXCR chemokine receptor binding; chemokine activity. Gene Ontology annotation, biological process: cellular response to lipopolysaccharide; neutrophil chemotaxis; chemokine-mediated signaling pathway. The record is from RefSeq and is a predicted model, not a curated record.
UUCAUUUCAGCUUUCGGAUCAUGGACUCCACAUUUCAAAAGCUGAGCCUUGUAUUGGCAUUAUUGACUUGCACUCAUCUUUUUAAAGCACAAUUAGGAGAAGCAGUGUAUGUCCCAACAAGAUGCCAGUGUCUACAAAACAGAAAAUCCGUUAGAGAACCAAUUGUGGGUUUUACUAUAACUGAAAAGGGAACACAUUGCAAAAAUGAUGAAAUCAUAUUAACUUUAAGAGAAACAGGUCGUCAACAGUGUCUGAGUCCAGAUGGAAGACAAGGCAAACGGCUGAUCAAAUGCUGGAACGACAGAAUAAAUAAAGAUGAAAACAAGAAGAAUAAAUGCAUUGUACGGAGGCAUAAGCAGAAACAACAAAAAAAGAGCUCCAAGGCAAAGACCCCCCAAAACCCAAAAAGUGAAACAUUGUGAACACUCAGCAGACUUGUGGAUAAAAUAGAAAC